ACUGCGUACAAAGUGAAAAACACUCCCAUUUUGAUUAUUGUGCAGUCAGUAUGUCGUUGUUUGGUGUAAAUAUUCUCUGAAUAAAUCCACUAGCUCGUAAUCUGUUGUGAGAAUAUUGGAAUCUAGUGUAAGCAUAUUUCACACGGGCUUUCGUCAUCAGAUUCAGAAACAGUGUAAGUGGUAGUGGCGUGAGUAAUUUUAUUGCACCUCUUCGUGGGAAGGUGUCAUCAGCAGACUACGGCUGGAACACGGAAAUAGUGAUUAGGGAGCCAUCGAAUUACGGAACAAUGGACAACGAAAGCACAUUCGAGGAAAUUUUCAUUCAGCAUGGCGUGACGCUGAAAAAGGCCAGUGCAAGCUAUAUGUCCGCUCUCAACACGAUUGGUGUACUGUACUUUUGUAAAUAUCAUAAAGGGAAUGUUCACUUCUUCGAGUGGAAGGUUACGGAAAUGUGCGAAAUCAUGGACACCGACAGUCAGGACAGCGAUUGGUCCCUGGUGCAUACUUUAACUGUAUCUUCCGAUAAAACAUCAGACGAAAAUCCAAACGCUGAGAACGAUUCACAGAAGAACUCCAAAAUUACCAUCCGAGUGCUGUUCCGAGAUCUUAGAGGAAUCGAAUUCAGCAAGAACGAGCUUCGUUUGUACAAUCAAGACUUGACCGUUCACAGUCUAUAUUUGUUCAAUCAUGGUUCGCCACAUUCAUUUGUGGACUUUCUCGAGCGAAAGCGAUUCGUUCGAAGGAGCACUCGCCGAAAGCACUUCUAUCAUUGUUUGGAAGAAGCAGACAACGACAAGCUGCAGAAAUCAUUCUCAGAGCUCAACAUCGAAGACAUCAGAAACAGACCUCGCACUACGAAUAAUUACAUGGGUUUACUAUCCCGGCUGGCCAACGUACACCAAAUAUUGCCUUUAAGCAAACAGCCUGGAGAAACCAGGACCCGCAUUAGUCCACCGCAAGAGGAUGGCGCGACUAGCAAUGGAACCGACGAAGUUAAUGGUAGCAAAAGUGACGAAAGUAAUGAGGCUGAAUGCAACAAACUGGCACCCCGGCCUGACGUGCAUCGAGGCGAAUCCUUGGAUGCCAAGAAGUGGGCUGAAUUUCGAGCAUCUAAUGGAUCGAUUACUGAUGCAGACCGAGUGAAAGAUAUCAUCUUCAGAGGAGGCAUCACCGAUGAGAUCCGUGCUGAGGUAUGGAAGUACCUGCUUGAUUUGGACAUUUGGGAUCAUACCACCGCUCAAAGGGAAGAAAGAAGAAUGACCAAAACCGAAGAAUACUUCCUAAUGAAACUCCAGUGGCAGACGAUGACAGACAUUCAGGAGCGUAACUUUACUGGCUAUCGAGAACGCAAAUGCCAAAUUGAAAAGGACGUGAAACGCACUGAUAGGACAUACGACUUCUUCGCCGGUGACAAUAAUCCAAAUCUUGCAAAACUGCAGGAAAUUUUGAUGACAUACGUUAUGUACAACUUUGAUUUGGGCUACGUUCAGGGUAUGAGCGACCUGCUGGCGCCGAUUUUGUGCCUCGUUCAGAACCAAGCAGACAGUUUUUGGUGCUUUGUGGGUUUUAUGGAUAAAGUUUUCAACAACUUUGACAUCGAUCAAAAGGGAAUGAAACAGCAAUUGGAGCAUCUGCGAACGUUGCUUGCAUUCGUGAAUGAAAAGCUUUACAAAUACCUGACGGACAACCAAUCGGAGAAUAUGUAUUUCUGCUUCCGAUGGCUUCUUGUCUGGUUCAAACGGGAAUUUUCCAAUUCAGAUAUUAUGCACCUAUGGGAAGUGCUAUGGACUGGACUUCCAUGCCCGAACUUCCAUCUAUUCAUUUGUGUAGCCAUUCUCGAUCAGGAGAUGGACAUUUUCAUAAACGGGCAAUUCACAUUCACCGAGAUCCUCAAACAUGUGAAUGAGCUGUCUGGUAACUUGAAUGUGACGGCCGUUCUGGAGCAAGCGGAAAGCAUCUAUCUCCAGGUGAAGAAAACGUUGGACUCGUCAAAAGAACCACACUUGGAGCUUCGCAAAAUUAUCGGAGAGAAAGUGAGUCCAGAUGGAACCGGAAGCACCGGUAGUGAUGAGGAUGACGAUAGUUGUAUGUCAAUUGUGAACGAUAAAUCUUCGGAAGAUCAGGAAAUGAUGCAGCGAAAGAUUGAUGAGGCUUGUGAUAUGUCGCUGAGCUUUGCGUUUUUCUAGACGGCGGCAGCGAAGCGAUUGUAUUUUUUAAAUUUCCUAUCCUAUACCUAAUAUGUUUAUUCGAUGAAUUCGGAAAUAAAUGGACGAUUGGACUUUAUUUGUAGGUAGAGGCAUACUUUUCUUAAUUUUGUAGUUAAUGGAAGUAGUAGUGCUCAGCAUCAAUGUACUUUCGAGAU
Molecule: messenger RNA, 2362 nt
Organism: Ochlerotatus camptorhynchus
Lineage: Eukaryota; Metazoa; Arthropoda; Insecta; Diptera; Culicidae
Gene: Tbc1d15-17
Product: TBC1 domain family member 15/17
Exons: 3
Coding region: 288-2186 (632 amino acids)
Biological process (GO): activation of GTPase activity
Molecular function (GO): GTPase activator activity
Source: RefSeq, a predicted model, not a curated record